AUGGGUUAUUGGCAUUUUCUUGUGUGGUCUCCCAUUGAUUACAAUGAGGAAGCACACUCAUUAAGAGGCAUUGAACAAGAAAAGCUCAAGCACACUUGUACAGAUUAUGCAGCAAUGGCUGGCUAUGGAACCGCUGCGGUAGUUUCAUCUACAAAGAUACGAAAUCGAAUUCUUGAAAAGAAGAUUCAAAAAUUCCGGUUUUACAUCAAGUGCAACAUUUGUUCGUCUGAGAAUACAUUCAAGACUGAUCCCAAGAACAGCGAUUACGUUGUUGACUUUGGUGCAAAGCAGUAUUUCGAGCCAUGGCAGACGGAGGAGGAGACUGAAGAGAUGGGUGGUGCGCUUAAGGAGUUGGAGAAAAAAGGCAAACGAGAAUUGCACGCUGAUGAGGAGGAGAAGAGAAAGAAGUUGUAUGAGGAUGAUGAUGAAGAUGAAGCACUUAUUAGGUCUGUGUUCAGGGGAGGAGGAUUAAGAGAUCAAGAAGCCUAUGGUUUUGUGAGAAGGUGA
Coffea eugenioides is the source of this 507-nucleotide messenger RNA. Its product is annotated as YJU2 splicing factor homolog. The transcript is spliced from 3 exons. The coding region runs from base 1 to 507 and encodes 168 amino acids. Gene Ontology annotation, biological process: mRNA splicing, via spliceosome. Lineage: Eukaryota; Viridiplantae; Streptophyta; Magnoliopsida; Gentianales; Rubiaceae. Gene Ontology annotation, cellular component: U2-type catalytic step 1 spliceosome. The record is from RefSeq and is a predicted model, not a curated record.